Molecule: messenger RNA, 3607 nt
Organism: Pseudophryne corroboree (corroboree frog)
Lineage: Eukaryota; Metazoa; Chordata; Amphibia; Anura; Myobatrachidae
Gene: IFT54
Product: TRAF3 interacting protein 1
Exons: 15
Coding region: 335-2347 (670 amino acids)
Biological process (GO): cilium assembly; regulation of microtubule cytoskeleton organization; intraciliary transport
Cellular component (GO): axoneme; ciliary basal body; intraciliary transport particle B
Molecular function (GO): microtubule binding
Source: RefSeq, a predicted model, not a curated record
CAGUGCGUCCCUGGAAGGGCGGUAUUAGGAGUCAUCCAGAAUGACGCAGCCACUGGCACUGGCAUUAGGCGCAUCACGUGACUGACACUCCCCCUUCCAUCGGCCGUGUUGCGGUUGGUUGCCAUGGCGGCGGAUGCUUAGUAACGGGGGAGGCGAUACAUGCGCAGAACGACGACCGCUACGGAUUGUGGGAAGGGGAAGACUGGCCGGUACUGAUCCUACCGAGCCAGAGCCUUGGAGACCGAUGUAAACAAGAACCAGAAUCCCGCACCGAGUGCCCGCUCACCCGUCAGGUUCCCGCCCCAAAGCGGACGCCUCUCCCGGUCUUCCGGGGAUGGAGCCCGCUGUUCUCCGCCGCACGCAGGAGUCCCUGGGGAAAGUGAUCAGGAAGCCCCCGCUGACCGAUAAACUGCUGGGGAAGCCGCCAUUCCGGUACCUGCACGAUAUCCUGACUGAGGUUAUCAGAACUACUGGGUUUUUGAAGGGUUUGUACACAGAAUCCGAACUGAAAUCAGAUAAUGUGAAGGAUAAGGAUGCCAAGAUUAGCUUCCUGCAGAAGGCCAUAGAUGUGGUUGUGCUGGUGUCUGGGGAGCCUCUAUCGGUGAAGCCGGCUCGGGUGGUGGCUGGACACGAACCAGAGAAGACCAAUGAGUUCCUUCAAGCCAUGGGGAAAUGCUGCUUAAAUAAACUGUCCAGUGAUGAAGCAGUGAAGAGGGUUCUGUCGGGCGAAAAAGUGGACCUCAAAGGGAAGCCGCCAUCAAGUUCCAAAUCUCAGGACAAGGAAAACAGAGAGGCUAAGGAUGAAGAGCGGAGAAGUCAGAGGGAGAAGGAGGACAGAAAAGAGCCUGAAAUCCGUGAAAGAAGUGGAAGUAGAGAAAAAAUAGAUAGACAAAAGCUAAAAGAGGAAGAGCGAAAACACUCGGAGAGAGAAAAGAAGAAGGAACGAGAGAGAGCGGGAGAGACUGAGAGAGAUGGUUUACGGGAAGGGGAGAAAAAUGAAAAGGAAAAGAGCAAAGUUAGAGAAUCCCGGUCAGAAAGCGAUAAAAACAGAGGUAAAGAAAAAUCUGAGCAUGAUCGAGGCAGGGAGAAGGAAAGACGAAGUGACGGAAGCCAUGGGAAAGAGAAGGACAGAACGAGAGAUAAAGAAAAAGUGAGGGAGAAAGAUCUGGAGAAAGAGAGAGAUCCUGAAGAUCGCAGCCGUGAAAGAGAACGAGAACAUAGAGAACGUAACAGAGAUCAAGAAAAGUCACGUAGCCGAGACCACGAUAAAGAGCGUAGAAGGGAGAGAGAUCCAGAAAGGGCAAGAAGAAAAGAACGAAGGGAUAAUGAGCAUCAGACUGGAAAAGAAGAAAAGCCACAAGAGGAGGAGAGAACAGAACGCAGGCAUAAAACAGCAGAAGAGUCUAUCAAGAAAACCUCAGAAGUCUCUGAGAGGGAAAACAAAUCAGUCAGUGAUAAAGAGAAGCUAUCUGUUCCAGCCAGAAGUGCUCGGCCAUCCGCCUCAAAACUAAGGGAGAGAAAACCUGCCAAACCUAGUGGAGAAGGAGAGUCAGCUAGUGAUGAUGAGGGGAGAACUGCAGAGCUCCAGAACUCGGAGAGCAAUGACGUUUCUGAUGCACAGGCAAAUAUUGCUGCACUAAGGAGGAUCCCUCGGCCCGGAAGUGCACGGCCUGCACCACCAAGAGUUAAACGUCAGGGCAGUGUCGAAGUUGUUGCCCCUGAAAGGGUCAGCAGUGGAAAGGGUAUAUCCAACGUGAUUGUGGACAAGCAAAAAGAUGACGGUGAUGACGACAGUGAGUUUGUGGUGGAGGAAGCUCCUCCUCAGCUGUCUGAGAUGCCCGACAUGCAGCUGGAGCCAGAGCUGGAUCUCGCUGGGGAUGAGAAGCACGGCAGUCUGGUUAAGAAAAUCCUAGAGACCAAGAAAGACUAUGAGACAAAACCUGAUGCAGUCAGUAAGGACAAAUUGAUCCUGUCUGAUACUGGAAGAAAAAAGGAGAAAGAACUGGUGAUGAAGGAGAUAGAGAAGCUGCGGAGCUCCAUCCAGAUUGUGUGCCGCAGCGCUCUACCUUUGGGGAAGAUCAUGGAUUACAUCCAAGAGGACAUGGACACCAUGAAAAACGAGCUGCAGACCUGGAGAAGGGAAAACCGGGAACAUGCAGAAGUGUUACAGCGGGAGCAGAGCGUUACCGACACAGCUGUGGAACCUCUCAAGGCAGAACUUGCAGAGCUUGAGCAAUUGAUCAAAGAGCAAAGGGAUAAGAUCUGUACAGUCAAAGGGAAUAUACUACGGAAUGAAGAAAAAAUCCAUAAGAUGGCCCAGAGCAUCAGUGUGCCUAGCAGAGAGUAAAUCAUGCACUGACUUUUCCUCGUUACGUUACCACAGUGGCAAACUCUCUUCUAUCACCCAGAUUCAUACACCUAAAUCUGUUCAGGGUGAGUGUUUUGUAUUGUGUACGUUCCCUGGGGGGGGGUGUGCGCCGUACCCUGGCAGGAAGCUGCCCCUACUUUGGAGUACUCGGCUUGUUGUUGGUUUAUCUCCAUAACCAUGCUAACACCUAAUCUCUCUCGCAGCAAAUCAUUUCUCCCUUCCAAUGGAUUUAGUGGUGUAUUCAAUAGAUGUCUGAUCCUUUCCAAAGCGAAGGAUCUGACAUGUAAGUAUUCGAUGAGCAGCCAAAACCUGCCGGAUUUGGCCGUUCCCGAUGCCAACCCAACUUUUUUUAAAGUUGGAUUGAUAUUGUCUGAAACGGGGCCAAUACCUGUCACGUUUAGCCGCGUUUCCGACAAUACACGUGGAUCAGCCGCCAAUCCGCAUGCUUUCCGGUAAAUCGGAUUUCCCGACAAGUCGAAAAAAGGGGGCAGUAUUGAUUAGGUCCGAGCCCCUUCUGACCUAAAACGGUCGGAAACUGCCAUCUUUCCGACAAGACAGCAGUUUCUGACUUGAGUUGAAUACCCCCUAUAACCUGCAUUCAUUCUUAAUGAGCAUAUCAGGCUUUUUGUAAUAGCUAGGCAAGGGCGCAAUUCGGGCAAUAUAGCCUGUACUUUUUAAAAGCAGCAAUAAUUGGUUGGUUUUGCCUUUUAAAUUAUUGCCACUUUAAAAAUAUGGGAGUCACAGCCAUGCCUGCAUCUCACAGAACACCCAUGGUGUCUGUCCAUGUCAUAUGUAAAGCACAAUGGGUAUUUCAUAGCGGAGUUUAGAUAUAACAGCUCCUUGUUUUACUUUAAUCUCUGUGUUACACACAGACGUCUCUGCGUUUUCCAGCCAGAUAAAACCUUAGCACUUUUUUAAAAUUAAAAGCUUUUUUUGAGAUUAGCCCAUUACAUGCUGUAGGUCCCUGAUUUCCCCCCCGUAGUGCAUCAUUUCAUUGUCAUCCAUACAGUUCCCACACAGACUGCUGCUAUAAGUCCGUAACAUUGUGUUGCACAGGUGAAUGAUCACAAAUAGGACGUAUGGACUGCAGAUUUUAUAUUUUGUUGUGUACAAAUUAUUUAUAUACGUUUAAAUUACAGACGUCCAUUUGUGUGAAUGUUUUGUAAAACUUGAACUAUUACAUUCUAUCAAGUUAUGUUUAAACUUUUUGUUUUUUAAUAAAAAAUAAAUACAUCAAAA